Exophiala spinifera is the source of this 555-nucleotide messenger RNA. RefSeq lists its product as uncharacterized. The record is from RefSeq and is a predicted model, not a curated record. Lineage: Eukaryota; Fungi; Ascomycota; Eurotiomycetes; Chaetothyriales; Herpotrichiellaceae. The coding region runs from base 1 to 555 and encodes 184 amino acids. The transcript is spliced from 3 exons.
AUGUCUUCUUUGCAAACUCGGCGGGUCGUGACAGGCCACUCCCCGGAAGGGAAAGCCAUCUUUGAGGCAGAUGAGAUAUUGCUGUCCCUAAAUCUAUUGACGGGGAAACCAAUCUCCGGCAGUAUUGCAGGUAUUGCCAACAUCUACAAGACCGAGAACUGGCCUGCGGCAUUGAAUGUGCCUUUCGUCGACUACUACAACAAGCCUCUUGGUCUCACGGACGAGUCAGGCGUUAUCUGCCGGGUUAUCCACUUCCCCCCCGUCAAAGACCCAGCCGAAGACAAGCUUAAUAUCCUCCAUCGAACCCAGAGCCUUGACUUUGGGGUGGUGCUUCAGGGUGAGAUCCAACUAGAACUCGACGAUGGUGAGAAGCGAUCUUUAAAGCGAGGGGAUGUGGUUGUGCAAAGAGGGACUAUACAUGACUGGAAAAACGUGUCCGACCAAUACUGUGUGAUGUUAUUCGUACUUGUUCCGGCCGAACUGGCUAGAGUUCCGGAGACGGGGAAGACAUUGGAGCCCAUCUUGCCUCCGAUGCCAUCUGGUGAAAGCGAAUAG